AUGUUGAGCGAUCAUUCUGUUCGCCUGAGCUAUCUCAUCACUUGUGCCCUCGUCUCUUUCCUCGUCUACAAGUUCAUAGUCCAUCCAGGUUUUAUCUCUCCACUCGCAAGGAUACCAGCAGCUCACUGGUCAUCUCCUUUCUGCCCGCUAUGGAGUUGGUAUAUCAAGCUUUACGAACUCGAAAACACGACGGUCUGGACUCUGCAUCAGACCAAAGGAUCGAUUGUCCGUAUAGGGCCAACAGAACUUAGUGUUAAUUGCUACGAGGGAGGUAUAAAGACAAUCUAUGGUGCUGGCUUUGAUAAGCCUGACUGGUACUUCAACAGGUUUUCCAACUAUGGCGUCGAUACAAUGUUCACGAUGAAACACAGCAAACCACAUGCCGUUCGAAAGCGCAUGCUAAGCCAUGUGUAUUCCAAGUCUACGGUCCUGGCCUCGCCAAAUUUUCGUAACCAUGCUAAGCAUGUCUUGUUUGAUAGGCUUCUGCCACUUUGGUCGAAACAUGCGGAUGAGAGGGUUCCGCUAGAUGUGUAUCCCCUCAACUUCGCCUCUGCCAUGGACAUGUUCAUGGGAUAUCAAUAUGGCUCGAAGACCGGCAGCAACCUCAUCCAGGACGUCGAGAAGCGCGACUCGUUUUUAGAUAACUUCUUUCGCCCACGUUCGACAAUCUUCUGGACCACUGAGAUACCAAGGAUCAAUUUCUGGAUUGAACGUUUCAGUCUUAAGGGGUUGGACAAUUCUUCGAGCGUUGCAAUCAAGGCUAUCGAAGACUGGAAUUUGGGAUUGCUGGACAGAGCUGAAGAGACCAUUUUGAAUGCAAUACAAGGUGGGAUCGAAGAUGAAGAUCGACCAGUCGUCUACGAAACUCUGCGGCAGAAAAUCAGUGAAUUGUCUCUCCCGCAGGACAAGAGGUCUCGACUCACUGACGACAAACGAAUCGUCGUCGCGAGCGACAUGCUCGAUCACUUAGCUGCUGCCCACGAAACUUCUGGCGACACACUGACCUACCUCUUCUAUGAGCUCUCACAGAACCUCGAGCUACAAUCCAGACUGAGGGCCGAACUAUUAUCUCUCCCAAAUUCACUCACAUUCACAUUCUCAGUCCCCAUAUCGACUGUCAAACCUCCGGAUCCUAAAGCCCUCGAUGCUCUUCCUAUGCUUGACGCUAUCAUCCACGAGACUCUGCGUCGAUGGCCCUCCGUACCGGGUGCCCAACCACGUGUGACGCCAUCUCCAGCUUGCACGCUUGCUGGCUACAAAAAUAUUCCUGCCGGGACGCGCGUGCAGAGCUAUGCCUACUGUCUACACCGCAAUGCAGACGUCUUUCCAGACCCAGAAACGUGGCGACCAGAGCGCUGGCUAAACGCAUCGCCUACGCAACUUGCUGAUAUGAGACGGUGGUUUUGGGCGUUUUCAAGUGGUGGGCGAAUGUGUAUUGGAAGCAACAUUGCUAUGUUCUCUAUGAAACAUAUCGUUGCGGCGUUGUAUACCAAUUUUCGGACCGAGAUCUAUGAGGCUGGGGACAUGACUCAAGGGGAUGGAUUCUUUGGAGGGCCGAGGGGGAAGAAACUGAUGUUGAAGGUUGAGCGGGCUUGA
Pseudovirgaria hyperparasitica is the source of this 1596-nucleotide messenger RNA. Its product is annotated as cytochrome P450. Gene Ontology annotation, molecular function: monooxygenase activity; oxidoreductase activity, acting on paired donors, with incorporation or reduction of molecular oxygen; iron ion binding. The coding region runs from base 1 to 1596 and encodes 531 amino acids. The record is from RefSeq and is a predicted model, not a curated record. NCBI's taxonomy places the organism in Eukaryota, Fungi, Ascomycota, Dothideomycetes, Acrospermales, Acrospermaceae. The transcript is spliced from 2 exons.